Messenger RNA from Aspergillus wentii DTO 134E9, 1182 nucleotides. RefSeq names its product oxygenase MpaB family protein. NCBI's taxonomy places the organism in Eukaryota, Fungi, Ascomycota, Eurotiomycetes, Eurotiales, Aspergillaceae. The record is from RefSeq and is a predicted model, not a curated record. The coding region runs from base 1 to 1182 and encodes 393 amino acids. Gene Ontology annotation, molecular function: oxidoreductase activity. The transcript is spliced from 3 exons.
AUGACUUCUCCCAAGUUGACGAGCAACACCCACAAAGUGUGGAACCACACAUUUGAAUGGACCGACAAGCACUUCACACCUGAAGAACUACUUCCGUUAAGACAGCGGGCUGAUGAUCUCGCCGUGAAUGCCGUGGACCGACUACAGGCUAUCGCUGCCGAACAGAAACAAAGCAAUGCUGUGCCAUGUGCUGGUCGAUUCGACAUGUAUGCUACUUUGAAGAAGCAUCAUGAAGAAGACCGUGGCUUGCAGGAGCUAUGGGAGGAAAUAAACUCAGUCCCCGAGUGGGUUGAUUGGACACAAAUUGAGCGAGGUCAAUUGUUCCUCUGGCGUUAUUUGAUCCCCAACCUUACCGGGCUUGCACUCCAAGGCUUCUUGGGAGGAACCGCAACGAUUGCAGGAGGAACCGAAGUUCUUGUGCGGACCGGAGGGUUUUCGAUCCGAGUUAUGCCCAGAAGGUUUCUUGAAACCUUCCUAUGGCUGCUGCAGGUUACAAUGGACCUUGAAUCCAUCCAACCGGGUGGGGAGGGACAUACCUCGACUGUGCGCGUGCGGCUGCUUCAUGCAACCGUACGCCACCGGAUGCUGAAGCUCAUAGACCAGGAUUCGGCCUAUUUUGACGAAGCCGAGUAUGGGGCACCAGUCAAUCUGAGGGAUUCAAUCCACGCGACGGCUAUCUUCUGCUGUAUGCCCCUAUUCCGGCAACUCCCAAAUAUCGGUAUCCAGCCCCGCCCAGACGAGGCGAGAGACUUCCUCGCGUUGUUCCGCUACAUCGCCUACAUCAUGGCCACUCCAAAUUCCUAUUUCGAUGGAGUCGACCAAUGCAAGGCGACCAUGGAGAGCAUCAUGCUCUGCGAGCCUCCGCCAACAGAGUCGUCCAAACUGAUUGGAUUGAACUUUGUCACUGCAAUCCAGGAUUUUCCUGGCAUCAAUGUAUCGAAAUCAAUGAUCGAGGUUGGUUGUCGCGCCAUGAGCGGGGAUGAGAUGGGCGAUGAGAUGGGGCUUUCUCGGCCCGGAAUGUUCUACUAUGCCUCAUUCAAGGGCUGGUGUAGGCUCCUCGUGGUCAUCACCGCCCUGCAGCGAUGGAUCCCAGCUUUUGAGCGAAUGGUAAUCAGGAUCAAAAGAAGCAAUGCUGGUCAACGUGUUUGGGGCCUCGAUGCUAAAAGAAGGAAACAAAUUUGA